AUGAUUCGAACAACUUUUUUCAUCGCACUUUUUGUCUUGGUCUCUGCUGCCAGUUUUUCCAAUGAAAAUGAAUGGGAAUCAUUCAAGGCCAAGCACAACAAGGUUUAUGCGGACGAAAGGGAAGAAGCUUGGCGAAAAACAGUUUUCUUAAACAACUUGAAAAAAAUCAAAGCCCACAAUGAAAGAGCUAACAAUGGUGAACACACUUAUCGCUUAGGAGUCAAUAAAUUUGCUGAUUUGACCUAUGAGGAAUUUAAAUCAGCUUAUCUGGGCUUCAAAAAGAGUCAUUACUCUACCCCUGUUGUCCACAAUGUCAACAAAACUGUUCAACUUCCAGCCUCAGUUGACUGGCGAACGAAAGGAAUUCUUCCAUUGAAUCCGCAAAUGCCCAAAAAACUGGGUAAAUUGGUUGAGCUUUCAGAGGAAAAUUUGAUUGAAUGCUCUUGGGAUCACCACAAUAAGGGGUGUAAUGGUGGUCGUAUGGACUUAUCAUUCCAAUAUGUUAUAGAUAACAAAGGUAUUGCUACCGAAAGUUCUUAUCCAUACACUUCAGCUUCAGGAGACGACAGUGGUAAAUGCAAAUACUCAGCUUCCAAAAGAGGGGCUUCAAUCUCAUCAUACGUCAAUAUUCCGCAAGGUAAUGAAAAUGCCCUUCUCCAAGCCGUUGCUCAACGAGUUGUUUCAGUUGCCGUAGAUGCUGAGUUUGACUUGCAGUUAUAUCAUUCUGGUGUUUUAAAGUCAACCGUAUGCUCACCUCAGGCUCUCAACCACGGUGUAACCGUUGUAGGUUAUGGUGUUGAUAAUGGUACUCCUUACUGGCUGAUCAAGAACAGUUGGGGAGCUGAUUUUGGUGAAAAUGGUUACUUCCGAUUGUACCGAGGUAACAACAUGUGUGGUGUUGCUGAAGAUGCUUCAUAUCCAGUUGUCUAAAGGAUUUACUGAAAAUUAAUUUGAACCAGCAAAACUGAAAAAAUUUGUCAAUAAAAAUAUCACUCACUCUGGCACAUAAGAAUAUCAAUAAAAUCGUCUUUCAAUAAAUCUCAACUAAUUUUUAAUUCACUCGAAAAAAUUUGCUCAAGUGCUUGCAACCAAUGCUUUCCAUCCACUCAAGAUUGUUCUAAUUUCAUGUUUUGUUCCUACCUUGAACAAACCUUUGAAUAUGAUCACUAAUGGGACAGAAGAAAAGUUUUUACAGGAAGUAAUCAGGUUAUUUGUAAUUUAAUUAAGUUAUUGUAUUAUAUU
Tetranychus urticae (two-spotted spider mite) is the source of this 1242-nucleotide messenger RNA. Lineage: Eukaryota; Metazoa; Arthropoda; Arachnida; Trombidiformes; Tetranychidae. The record is from RefSeq and is a predicted model, not a curated record.